CCGCGGCGGCGGCCGUUGCGGCGGGUGGCGGCGGCCGUUGCGCGUUGCGGCAGGUGGCUGCUGUUGCCCCGGUGCCGGUGGGCCUUCGGGGUGCGCUCUCCGGGCAGCGUGAGGGUCCGGGCGAGGAGCCCCAGCUCUUGCCCGGGCUUCCCGGGGGUUGGGAAGGAGGGGGGAGAUGGAGAAGUACCAGGUCCUCGGCUUCCUCGGGAAAGGCAGCUACGGGGUGGUGACCAGGUGCCGGAACAAAGAGAGCGGGCAGGUGGUCGCAGUCAAGAAGUUCCUGGAAAGCGAGGAUGACACGGUGGUGAGGAAGAUCGCCGUGAGGGAAAUCAAGCUGCUGAAGCAACUCAGGCAUGAGAAUCUCGUGAACCUGCUGGAAGUGUGUAAAAAGAAGAAACGGUGGUAUCUGGUAUUUGAAUUCGUGGAUCACACAGUGCUUGAUGAUCUUGAGGCAUUUCCAAACGGACUAGACUACAGCAGGGUUCGGAAAUACUUAUUUCAGAUUUUAAGAGGAGUAGCAUUUUGUCACAGCCAUAACAUAAUACAUCGGGAUAUUAAGCCAGAGAACAUACUAGUCUCCCAGUCGGGAGUUGUAAAACUGUGUGACUUCGGUUUUGCUCGCACAUUGGCAGCUUCUGGGGAAGCUUACACGGACUAUGUGGCAACCCGAUGGUACCGAGCCCCAGAGCUGCUGGUGGGAGAUACCAAGUACGGCAGGGCUGUGGAUGUGUGGGCUAUUGGCUGUCUGGUAACGGAAAUGCUCACAGGAGAGCCCCUGUUCCCCGGAGAUUCAGACAUUGACCAGCUCUACCAUAUCACCAAGUGCCUGGGUAAUUUAAUUCUAAGACACCAAGAGUUAUUCUAUAAAAACCCCCACUUCGCUGGCAUGAGGUUGCCUGAAGUGAAGGAGGCUGAAUCUCUGGACAGACGAUACCCCAAGCUCUCUGCUGCAGUGCUGAAUUUAGCCAAGAGGUGUUUGCAGAUUGACCCAGACAAAAGACCGUCUUGUGCUGAACUCUUGCAGUGCGAUUUCUUUAACGAGGAUGGAUUUGCUGAAAGAUUUGCUCAGGAGCUUAAAUUAAAGAUUCAGAAAGAUGCCAGAGACCAUCAAUUACAAAAAAAAUCAAAAAUCAGCAGAAAGGAUAAAGAUGAUGCUUUAGAAGAAAGAAAGAUGCUUGGUGUCCAGGAUUUCAACAUUGACCCAAAGAGCAGUGAUGCAAAGCUGUUCAAAGUGAAGUGCACUAAAGCUGAUGGAGAGAAAGCAGAGCGAUCUUCCAACCACAGCUCCCUGUAUGACAGUGCAAUCAACCCAUUUAAAAUAGGCCCUCAAACCAGCCUAAAAGAUUCCAGCAGCAGCUUGGACUAUGCCAAGAACGCAGGCAUAGUUAUUCCUCCCAUCAACCAGAACAUUUCUCCCACUAUGGCUGGGAUGGGGCCUGUGCCUGGAAACCAUAACUACAGAGUUGAUGAAAAGAGUAAAAAAUACUUGAACCCAUUUCUAAAGCAAAGGAAGCGUUCUCCAGCAGGCCAUUAUAGUGUAAGCUUGACAUCGGUUUCUAAUGACAAGAACAUCCUUCAGGCAAAUAAGAAAAAAUGGGAAUUCUCCAAGGCAGAUGUGCGUUUGCCAGAAUUAAAUCAUCUCCCUGAACUGAGAGGAGUGGAAGCAUGGCAUCCCAGAUAUCCCAAAAAGGAAAAUAAAACAGUUUCAGAAUCACGGGUCCCCUACCUUGCUGCUAUUGAUCUCCAUAACCCAAGUCUGGCCUCACAGCAGAUGUCAGGGAACUCGAUGCCUGAUGCAUCAGAAGCCGGUUUCCCUAGAGUUGAGCACUAGCAUUACAGAGAAGAUCACACUUGCCUUUAAAAGGUGGCUGACACAGUGGGAACAACCCACCCAAGUCUCCAGGUGCUAACACCACGCGGUCUCUGGAGAAGAGAGGACCUCUUAGUCUCAUGUUAGCUACUGGACUGCGGUGGGAAGUGGCUUGGGUCCAGUCCGAGGACAGAGCUCUCGCAGCCAUUGCUGCUGGAUUUCUUGCAUGCGAAACAGCUCUCAAAAUGCUGACUUCCUGGCUUAGGGCCAGAUGUUGGCAGGCUGCUCAGAAAGAAAUAGUGGUUGUCAGUGUGUAUUGGGCAGAAGCUGCUCUGGAGAAUUUCAGAGGAGGCUGGGCUUUCUUUUGUUUUAACUACUGCCCUCACAAGGGGGUUCUUUUUAAAUGAGUGGUGACAAAAGCAGAUAGGUGCUGAAUUUGGUAUAUUUUGGUGGGCUACCUGCUCUGUAUUGGAAAGCACCUUUGCCUUGGCAAAAAUAUGCACGAAAAAAAUGUGCAAGAAAUUUAAAUGUGUAAAUGUUCCUAACUGUUCCUUUGAAACCCUCGCUCUGCCCACCAGCAUGUGUGAACUUGUGUUAGGUUCCUUUUCCCUCCAUGCUCUCUUCCCCCAGACUUUUGGGUGUUAAACUGGGCCUGUUGUCUGGCUGCACUGGAUGAGCGUGUGUCUUGUGUUAAUGGUGAAGGAAGAAUAUCGGCAAAAAAUACUGAACUGCGAUGCAGAUGGCAUGUGGAAAGGUUUUUGUGAGUGCUCAGCAAGUCACUUAGUCCUUUAGUAAGUCAUAGUCCUUUAGGUCCCUUGGGGGAAUGGGACUUGGAAGUAUAAACCUCAACAGCGGCUUGUGGGGAGAAAAAGAACAGAUCGCUUUUAUCUUUGGACUGUUGUGUGUCCACUUUUGCUUACCUGCUCUCAGCUGGCUUUGGGCAGUUCUGUGGUAUCCCUGUGCUGCCUUCAGCCCUGUGUUCUGGCAACCUGUCACAGCUCACACCCCUGAAUGGCGUAGUUAACUUUCGAACUUGUUGCCUUUCCACAAAAUAGGCUCAUUGAUGUAUCAUGGCAGAAUACAGUAUGAAUGUCAUCAUAUUUAGAGCUCUGUUGCUAUGCUGUUUUGACAGGUACGUUACAAUUUUUAAAUAAAAGGAUAUUAAAAUUCCAAAUUUCUUGGUAUGAGUGUG
Messenger RNA from Cygnus olor (mute swan), 3002 nucleotides. It is a transcript of the gene CDKL2, whose product is annotated as cyclin dependent kinase like 2. Gene Ontology annotation, biological process: protein phosphorylation. NCBI's taxonomy places the organism in Eukaryota, Metazoa, Chordata, Aves, Anseriformes, Anatidae. Gene Ontology annotation, cellular component: nucleus. Gene Ontology annotation, molecular function: cyclin-dependent protein serine/threonine kinase activity; ATP binding. The transcript has 13 exons. The coding region runs from base 176 to 1831 and encodes 551 amino acids. The record is from RefSeq and is a predicted model, not a curated record.